CAAUGUCAGACAUUUGAAUAAGCCGCCAGCUGCCACAUUUCUCAGCUGAUUUGUUUGCUGUAAAAUUUUAUUGUUUUUCAAUAAUUAUUAACAAAAACAUAUGAUCAAAAUAUGUUCAUUAAAAAAGUAUACACGCUAGUGUUCAUACGCAAUGAUGCGCAAAUUCUAUUGGGCUUGAAGAAACGCGGAUUUGGUAUUAACAAGUGGAAUGGUUUCGGCGGCAAAGUGGAGCCAAAUGAGAAGAUAAUUGAUGCUGCAGCCAGAGAACUAAAAGAGGAGUGUUGUCUGAAUGUAAAAACAAGCAAUCUGAAGAAUAUAGGCCACCUGGAGUUUACUUUUGAAGGCGAUUCGACGAUGAUGGACGUGAGAGUUUUCGCCACCAAUUCCUUUGAAGGAGUCCCAUCAGAGACGGAAGAAAUGUUACCCAAAUGGUUUGAAUUAGACCAGAUUCCUUACGAUGACAUGUGGCUCGACGAUCGUCUCUGGUUCCCGUUUAUGCUAAAAGGGAAAUUGUUCUAUGGGAGAUUCCAUUACCAAGGUUUUGACAAAAUAUUGAACUACACUAUUGAAGAGCUGGAAUCCAUGGAAAGUUUUUAUGCUAAGAAGAAAUAAUCAGAUGGAACUUUAAUCUUAACAUUUGACUUAGUGUGUAGUUCGGUUCUUUUAUCACAUGACAUGAUUACAUUAUUAGCUGUACCUAAUAAUAUUGUAGUGGUUAGGCUUCCAGGAAAGUAGCAUGAUAUCAACACCAAAAUAAAAAGUAAGGAAUGGUUACCUACAAUAAUAUAAUAUUAAUUAUUUUCUUAAAUUUUGAUUCUCAGCUACUGUGCAUUUUACCUAUUUAAAUUUUCUAGUGAUUUUUAUUACACUUCGUAAGCCAAUAUCUCUGUUUUGUAGUAGUAGAUAGUUUAUAAGAUUACUGUGAUUAUGAAAAAUUACAUUUUUAUGUGUGAGAACUAAUUAUUAGUGUUAGGGCAGGACCCUAAAUAAUCUAUUUUAGUAUUAAUAUUCUGUGAGAAAU
Messenger RNA from Ostrinia furnacalis (Asian corn borer), 1021 nucleotides. Its product is annotated as 7,8-dihydro-8-oxoguanine triphosphatase. Bases 112 to 612 code for a protein of 166 amino acids. The transcript has a single exon. Gene Ontology annotation, molecular function: 8-oxo-7,8-dihydroguanosine triphosphate pyrophosphatase activity. The record is from RefSeq and is a predicted model, not a curated record. Gene Ontology annotation, biological process: DNA protection. NCBI's taxonomy places the organism in Eukaryota, Metazoa, Arthropoda, Insecta, Lepidoptera, Crambidae. Gene Ontology annotation, cellular component: cytoplasm.